Ipomoea nil (Japanese morning glory) is the source of this 1618-nucleotide messenger RNA. Its product is annotated as protein SIEVE ELEMENT OCCLUSION B-like. The record is from RefSeq and is a predicted model, not a curated record. Gene Ontology annotation, biological process: phloem development. NCBI's taxonomy places the organism in Eukaryota, Viridiplantae, Streptophyta, Magnoliopsida, Solanales, Convolvulaceae. Bases 126 to 1535 code for a protein of 469 amino acids. The transcript has 5 exons.
CAACCUAUUGGAUAGAAAAGAAGAGGGCGGAGGAAUCAUAUGAAGCAUUGAAGCAUGCUUUAUAUUACAAUUCUUCUAGUAAGUCUUAAGUUUUCAGGUUAAUAUUUAAUGUCAAGGAUGGUGAGAUGCUAUUUAAAGACAAGGGAUUAAAUGAUUGGAACAGCACUAGAGUGGCCCUGCUAAUUACCCAAGGCCUUCACAUCUCUGAUUUGAGGAUUCAUUUUCUGAAUUGGUUUGCCCUGUAUGCGAAUACAAGACUACUUUGGAUUCCAAUUCCUCAGAAUAAUGAUGCAUCAUGGACUACUGAGGAUGAGCAACGUUUCGCAAAAUUGAAAAGAAGGAUGCGAAACUUGUACUGGUUGGACAAUCUGCAAAAAAUGAUUUCACCACAGUUUAUUAGAUUUGUUAAAGAGCAACUCUUUCCAGACUUUCAGAUGGGAGGGGAGCCAAUCAUUGUUUCAUUAGAUCAGCAAGGAAGAAUUGUUCAUCGAAAUAUAAUGCACAUGAUACAUGUAUGGGCUUAUAAGUAUAUUGAAGAAAAUACAUUAGGAGUUCAAGGAAUAUAUAAUAUAACUGCUUUGGUAAAAAAAGAGUUGAAGAAAGAAACUUCGAACAUCAAUGAUGUGAUACCUGAAAUCAAUGAUAUGGUAAGUGUUUUGGUUGGUGACAUUGACAGCAAGAUAGUUGCUUGGGCCCACAAUAUUGAAAAGAGGAUACAAAAUUUGAUAGAACAAUCCACUCCGUAUAACAACGAAAGGGAAAAAUUCCUGUGGCAACAAGAACCAAAUUACAGUCUCGACCUUGUUGUAGGAACAUGGAGCCGCAAUGUGUAUCUUCAUUAUGAGAUACAGAAAUGGUUUGACACGAAAAAUUAUAUAUUUUUAUACGGAGGAAACCACAUUACUUGGAUUCGAGAAUUCACUUCUAGGGUACAUCAACUUGGUUCCAAAAUCCAAUUGAAGGUAGAGUUGGCCUAUGUUGGUAAAAACACGAUGAUAAGAUCAGUCAUUGAAAAAGAAAAAAUGAGUCACUCUGCAUUAUACGACUCCUACUUAGUAGGGUGGUUUUGGACUCGUCUUCAAAGCAUGUUUUUGUCAAGAAUCUAUUAUUUGGAUUCGAUUAAUCGCUUUGAUGAAGAGUGCAAUGAUGAAAUUUUGCAAGGACUCAAGAAAUUGUUGGCCUAUGAAGGUAAGAAUACAAGAAUUGAAGGGUGGGCACUUCUAAGCAAAGGGAAGAAGGUGGUUGUAUGUGGGCAUGGAGUUAAAAUACUGCAAGUUAUAAAUGAGUACGAGAUUUGGAAGGAAAACAUAGCCACCAAAGGUUUUGAUGAGGUUUUCAAAGACCACCAUGAGAUGCUUAUUUCUGCUUCUUCGUUAAAAAGUCAUUCUUGUUGUGCUCUUGAAUAUUCAAAUACCUUGAACAAAAUUUCAGAGAAUGAAAAAUGUCCCGAGUGUUCUUACUCGAUGCAUAAAUUUGUUACCUUUACAUGUUGUCAUGGUCAUGACAUUGACUUAGACGAAGAGUGCUAUCACUAGAUGGUGUGUUUGAAUUGGUUUCUAAUUUUCAUGUGUGUAAUUAUAUUAGUCAUUUCCAUUAUAUUAUAUAUAUGUUUAUGUUU